GCGAUACCCGGAAUCUGGUUUGGUGAUCUUCGAGAGUGAUCGGAUCUUCACGUUCCACGAUGUCGAUUGUGCCGCUCGUUUUCCGCAAUUGGUGGGACGACUUCGAUCGUUCGUCCACGACUAUGUCGCGGCUCUUGGACCAGCACUUCGGUACUGGCCUCAAUCGGGACGAUCUACUUUCAAAUCUCUCCGGUUUCAACAUCGAUCGGCCAUCCCUACGCUCGAUCUACGGGAGGUACUACCGACCGUGGGGGAACGUGACGCGUCAAAAUUCGAGCGGGACCAGCACGAUUCAGUUGGACAAUGAUAAUUUUCAGGUGAUACUGGAUGUGCAACAAUUCUCACCGGACGAGAUCACGGUGAAGACGGUCGACAAUCACGUCGUUGUCGAGGCCAAGCACGAAGAGAAGCAGGACGAACACGGCUACAUCAGCAGACACUUCGUACGCAGAUACGUCCUGCCCCCGUCUCACGACCUCGUCAACAUCACCUCGACUCUCUCCUCGGAUGGUGUACUAACUAUCACGGCGCCCAAAAAGAACGUGACGCCGCCUGGCACGGAAAGAGUCAUCAACGUUGUUCAAACGGGAGUACCAGCUGCCAAGCCGGUUCCCAUUGAAACAACUGCUACUGAUGCUACUACUACAACUACGACCACUACUACUAACUAAAGAAUUCAUUGUCCGAAACUUUC
Messenger RNA from Solenopsis invicta (red fire ant), 694 nucleotides. It is a transcript of the gene l(2)efl, whose product is annotated as protein lethal(2)essential for life. Gene Ontology annotation, molecular function: protein folding chaperone. The record is from RefSeq and is a predicted model, not a curated record. Gene Ontology annotation, biological process: protein refolding; response to heat. The transcript has 4 exons. NCBI's taxonomy places the organism in Eukaryota, Metazoa, Arthropoda, Insecta, Hymenoptera, Formicidae. The coding region runs from base 60 to 671 and encodes 203 amino acids.